Molecule: messenger RNA, 795 nt
Organism: Pyricularia pennisetigena
Lineage: Eukaryota; Fungi; Ascomycota; Sordariomycetes; Magnaporthales; Pyriculariaceae
Exons: 3
Coding region: 1-795 (264 amino acids)
Biological process (GO): rRNA base methylation
Cellular component (GO): small-subunit processome; nucleolus
Molecular function (GO): rRNA (pseudouridine) methyltransferase activity; rRNA binding
Source: RefSeq, a predicted model, not a curated record
AUGGCCACAUCGCCCACAGAACAGCGUGCUGGAAAGCGUCCACGAACUCAAUCGCUUCCUCCUCCGGAACUCCCGCAGCUGGUGGCCGAACAGCACCAGCCCAUUCCCUCGUCCGACAAAGACUCUCGCCGGCUCAUUGUCGUCCUCUCCAAUGCCAGCCUGGAAACGUACAAGGCGUCGCACUCGGCUGGUCCCAACCGCAUGGGUACUGCUCCGCGAGAGGAGAAGUACUCUUUGCUCAACAGCGAUGAGCACAUCGGCGUCAUGCGCAAGAUGAAUCGCGACAUCAGCGAUGCCCGCCCCGAUAUCACUCACCAGUGCCUACUCACACUGCUUGACUCGCCCAUAAACAAGGCGGGCAAGUUGCAAAUCUAUAUCCAGACCGCCAAGGGCGUCCUCAUCGAAGUGUCCCCUUCGGUCCGCAUCCCGCGAACAUUCAAGCGCUUUGCUGGACUGAUGGUUCAACUUCUGCACCGCCUGUCCAUCAGGUCGACCAACUCGCAAGAGAAGCUCCUGCGCGUGAUUCAGAACCCCAUAACCGACCAUCUGCCACCCCACUGCCGCAAGGUAACUCUCAGCUUCGAUGCUCCCGUCGUUCGGGUUAGGGAUUACAUUGACAGCCUGGACCCCAAGGAGAGCAUAUGCGUCUUUGUGGGUGCCAUGGCAAAGGGUGCCGAUAACUUUGCCGACGAGUACGUGGACGAGAAGAUUGGUAUCAGCCAUUACAGCCUGUCGGCUAGCGUUGCUUGUAGCAAAUUCUGCCACGCUGCCGAGGAUUGCUGGGACAUUUUAUAA